GAGAGAAACAGAGCAUCAGUCAAAAUGCAGGCAGAGACUCUGGCUGUGAAACCUGAGCCAGGGGCCAAAUAUAGCCCCACACAGCGAGCAGUUAGGGACCGGGACAGAUGGGACAGCAGGCCACUGCAGAGGCAGUACGCAAUUGGACCCUGAACCUGAGAGAUCCUGCCGACUGUCUGACCAAUAAGGCUGCUCUUCUGGGAAGAGAAGCUUCUUUUAGGCUCUUUUUACUGUUUAUUCAAGACAAACCUGGAAGCACGAAACCAGGAGGACAGAUAGCACGCUUCAAGGAUGCAGGACGGGAGUUGGAAUCAACCAUUCCCCAUCUCUGUUCUGCUGAAGGACCCGGCGGGAGGCGGGACUUUGGAGGGCGAUGGUGGGGUGUUUUCUGAGGCGUCCUCUGAUGGGGAACUGUACCUGGACUCAGUGACAGAGCUGGAUUCUGGAGACGGGGACUUUGCUGAUCUUACUGCUUUCUUGAAUGCAGAUGAGAUCAAUCUUAGCCUGGACCUGGCCCGGGAGGCCUUUGGUGAAUCUGAAGAUCCAGGCCCAUCUAAUCCGACACCCAAGGAGCAGGUUCUCCAACAUGUCCCCUCCUUACCUGUGCCUCCCCAGACUACUCAAAACCUCAGCAAAAGCCCAAACCUGCAGCACCUGACCAAAGCACCCUGCCCAGAUGAAAAUGCAAGAAUUAAUGUCUCCUCCAGCCAGAGCACCCCCUUCAGCAAACCCGUUCAAGUGUUCAGUGAGGCUUCGCCCUCUGCUGAGAAGGUUGUAUGCCACAAACCCCUCCAUCCAGUUUAUAAACAGGAUAAACCCAGACUGGUUCAUGAAGGCCUGGAGCUGAAUGAUCGUUCAGGUUCAGCCUCAGAGUUCUGCAGCCGAGCGGCCACCUUCAUCGAGGAACUGUCCUCCAUCUUCAAAGGUGCUGCACAGGUGGAGCCGCCAGUAGAGGAGGACUCCUCCUCCCCUGAUAGUGGUUAUCUUACUCCGAGGAGCCAGCGACCGGUCCCCCAGGGCUCAGUCUAUGCGCCCCCUCUGCCCCCCAUCCAACAAGAGGACACACAGUUCAGCCACCCAGCCGUGAACGUGGAGCCUCACCCUGCAGACACGACAGACACGAAAGACACGACAGUCACGACAGACACGACAACUUCUACAGGGUACCAAAACUCUGGAGCUCCAUCCAGUUCCGGGCCACUGUCUCCUCCAUGUUUCCUCCACAAGCUGAAGAGUCAGGAGGUGGCAGAAGGAAGCCCCAUCCGUCUGCAGUGCAGAGUCGUAGGAAACCCGCAGCCUCUCAUCAGGUAG
Messenger RNA from Notolabrus celidotus (New Zealand spotty), 1311 nucleotides. Its product is annotated as palladin-like. The transcript is spliced from 3 exons. NCBI's taxonomy places the organism in Eukaryota, Metazoa, Chordata, Actinopteri, Labriformes, Labridae. Bases 292 to 1311 code for a protein of 339 amino acids. The record is from RefSeq and is a predicted model, not a curated record.